Ziziphus jujuba (common jujube) is the source of this 1696-nucleotide messenger RNA. RefSeq names its product lysM domain-containing GPI-anchored protein 2. Lineage: Eukaryota; Viridiplantae; Streptophyta; Magnoliopsida; Rosales; Rhamnaceae. The record is from RefSeq and is a predicted model, not a curated record. The transcript is spliced from 4 exons. Bases 369 to 1445 code for a protein of 358 amino acids.
UUACCGAUUAAACAAACAACAACAUAGUAAGUCAGCCUCAAGGCAGAGUAAAAUGGUCUUUUUCUAAGUAAGUCUUCCUCUGUCCCACUCACUCCGAAAAGUCCAUUAUCUCCUUUUCCAUUGCUGUUUCCAUUCUGCACCUCCAAAGCUAAUAGUCCUACAGCCUCUAAUUUCUUUCUGUCCCUUUCUUCUUCUUCUUCUUCUUGUUUUCACACCUUUGACAAAUACAGCUAAAACGGUGCGUUUUCCACCCACCUUUCAUGCUACUCCGUUUUAAAAAGCCAGCCAUAGGAAAAAGCUCAGAGUGAGAUAGAGAAAGAGAGAGAGAGAGAGAGCGCAAAAUACAUUACAAUCCAAAAACACAGAAAAUGGGUUAUGCUACGGUGUUUGUCGGCCUGUGUCUACUCUGUGCACUAGCCUCAACGGAAGCACAAUUCAACUGCAGCUCACAGAGCAAGUGCUCGGCCCUGAUAGAUUACCAAGCUCCAAACAAAACCACGCUGGGCGCCAUCAAAACCCUCUUCGGCGUAAAGAAAUUCUACAACCUACUUGGAGCCAACAACCUCGGAAUCUCGACCCCACCGAACACGACGGUGGCCGAGAAUCAGACGAUUUUGAUACCCUUCAUGUGCCUGUGCGCCAACGGCACUGGGGUUUCGGACAAUGUUCCGAAAUACUCGGUGAAGGCCGGUGACAGUCUGGACCACAUAGCGAGAGAUAUAUUCUCGGCGUUGACGACGUACGAGGAAAUCGCGAGGGUGAAUAAUAUAGCGGCGCCGGCGUAUAUAAUCCAGCCGGGCCAGCAUCUGUGGAUUCCGCUUCCCUGUAGCUGUGAUUUGGUGGACGGGGUUAAAGUCGUCCACUACGGACACAAGGUCGAGAAAGGGAGCACGCUUGAGAUUAUCGCUCGGAGGUACGGUACCACCGAGAACACCCUGCUCAGGCUCAACGGCAUGACCAAUUCCAGUGAGCUUUUGGCCGAUCAAAUCCUUGAUGUUCCUCUCCAAGCCUGUUCAUCUUCGAUAAAGAAUGAAUCUUUGGAUACCUCUUUGCUUCUUUCCAAUGGUACCUAUGCCUUGACGGCUUACCAAUGCGUGAAGUGCAAGUGCGAUGCUGCAAACAAUUUCACAUUGCAAUGUGAGCCAUCCCAGCUUAACUCCACUCAUUGGAAAGUAUGUCCUUCCACACAAUGCGAGGACUCGAGUUUAGUCCUUGGCAAUACCACAGGUGGGUCUUCCACGUGUGAGCUCAAAACCACCUGUGCCUAUGCUGGUUACAAUAAUUCAACCAUCUUCACAGUCCUUGCAAACAGUUCUACUUGUCCAGCUCCAUCUCCAUCUCCCAACAAUAAAGCUGGUUCAAAGAUGGGUUUGCAAAUCUUGAGUUGGAACUUCCUUUUCGUCACAGUUCACUUGGUUUUUCUCUGUCUUUGCCUUUCGCAAUGAGAUGUUGGUAAUUUUCGGCGAGAUCAUCUGGUUUUUGCUUGUUGUAUGAGGACAGUUGCUAGCGGUUGAACUACAAAUGAAUUGUCUCAUUAAUUUGUAUAUUGUUGGAUUUGAUGUAUAAGAACAGACUCAUUUUGGUGAGCAACAGAGUUUGUUGGUAAAGUUGCUUUUUACCAUUGUUCCUUAUUGGUCAUCAAUAUUUUACAUUGAAAAUUUACCACUAUCCUUAUAAUAUGCGUAGCUUUUUUCCA